AUGGCUUCUUUACAUAAAAACGCCUGGUUUUUCCCUUUUAUACUAGGAAUUACUUUGCUCGCGGCAGGAUAUUAUGUUAUUAACUUCCAUAACAUUAUUGAGCUGGCUUCUUCACAAUCGCACUACGAAAAUUACUUAAAUAAAGGUUUAGGUAACAGUGACUGUAACUGUACAGCACCAAAACGAACUCAAAAAGUGCCAAAAAUAUUACAUUAUGUAUAUCUUAAUGAAGAUCCAGCAAGCUUGCCCUUUAAUUUUACUCAUUGGCUCGCUUUUACUUCAGCGAUUGAGACUAUUAAGCCAGAAAAGACAUAUUUCCAUUGCAUUCACGAACCAAAAAGCUAUUGGUACCAGCUCAUAAAGCCUAAAGUAAGUAUUAUGAAAACACGAAUAGUAACAAAGAUUUUUGGAAACCCUGUAAAUAUUAUUCAACACAAGUCAGAUAUUAUACGGAUGGAAGUGUUACGGGACUUUGGUGGCAUUUAUCUCGAUCUUGAUGUAAUUGUCCUCCAGCCAUUCGAUGAUCUUCUCUAUUAUGAUUUUACUAUGGGCAUUGAGAAAACGAAUCAAUCAACUCUUUGUAAUGCGGCAAUCGUCAGCAGGCCAUUUGCUCCCUUUCUAACUAGAUGGAUGCUAGGGUACAAGGAUUUUGACGAUAGUGACUGGUCCCGUCAUUCAAUUCGGUUACCUUACAAUAUGUCAAAAGUAUAUAGCAAUGAUAUCCAUGUUUUAAACGCAACUGCAUUUUUUUGGCCGACUUGGAUGGACGAGCACCUGGAUUUGGCGUACGCAUCAAAUAAUUAUAAUUUUUCUAACCAAUACAUCUACCAUAUGUGGUCUACAAAAAGCUAUUAUAAAUAUUUACAAUAUCUGUCCCCGAAAUCGAUUAAAAGUGAGGAAACGAGCUUUAAUAGAGUUGUCAGAAAAUUUUUAAAUUAUUUACCUAAAGAUUUUAAUGAAAAGAACUUUGACUUUGAUGGAUAG
Molecule: messenger RNA, 984 nt
Organism: Racocetra persica
Lineage: Eukaryota; Fungi; Glomeromycota; Glomeromycetes; Diversisporales; Gigasporaceae
Source: the annotation of a GenBank genome assembly